This is a messenger RNA of Prunus avium (sweet cherry), 615 nucleotides long. The record is from RefSeq and is a predicted model, not a curated record. Lineage: Eukaryota; Viridiplantae; Streptophyta; Magnoliopsida; Rosales; Rosaceae.
AUGCAAGCCUUGAGAAGCAUUUUUGUGUGCUCUUUCUUAUUUCCCUUCUUAAGAAUCUCCACUCCAACAACACCAGACACAAUUACUCCAAAUCGAUAUAUUAGAGACGGUGAAAGUCUAGUUUCAGCAGGUGGAAGCUUUGAACUGGGAUUCUUUAGCCCUGGUAAAUCAAAUGGUCGAUACUUGGGAAUAUGGUACACUGUUGAUACUGAGGCAGUUGUAUGGGUAGCCAACAGAGAAACACCACUUGGCGAUACUUCAGGAGUUUUGAAGGUCACUGAGCAAGGAGUUCUAGUCCUUCUCAAUAGCUCAAACAGCAUUGUAUGGUCAUCCAAUACAUCAAGAACUGCAGGGAAUCCAGUAUCACAACUCCUGGAUUCAGGAAAUCUUGUUGUGAAAGAUGGAAAUGAAACCAACCCUGUUAACUUUUUGUGGCAGAGUUUUGAUUAUCUUUGUGACACAUUCCUACCAGAAAUGAAGCUUGGUUGGGACUUAGUUACUGGUUUAGAGAGGUACGUCUCGUCUUGGAGGAGCAAAGACGAUCCUGCUGCUCGAGGAGAGUUUUCGUUACGGAUAGAUCAUCGUGGUUUCCCACAAGCUGACGUUGAUGGGUAG